AUGGGCGCGGGGGGCUCUGCGGAGGCGCGCAGCCCGCAGGACGGGGACGCCGCCCAGGACGGGGGGCACGCCCGGACCGCCGGACCGCAGGCGGAGGCGCCGCCCGAGCCGGAGCCGCGCCAGGAGCGCGCCAAGGUUUUACAGAAGAAUGGGUAUUCCAGUAUUAACGGAAUUGCAGAAGAGCAAGUGGAGCUCGACCUUAAGCCAGAGGGGCUGAAUGGACAACAGGCACAAGGAAUCAUAACAGACGUUGGAAAAAGAGAAACUCCAAAUGUGAUUCUAAAAGAAGAGUCUGCUGAAAACGUGGAGACCAAGACACCAGAAUCAACUGGUAAAACAAAUGAAUAUGAUGACCCUAAGGACUCACCAGAUGGUGAUAAACAAUUGCCAACUCCAGAAGAAAAAGCAGAAGAGCAGGAACUAUCCAGCGAAUCUCCAUCUAAUGAUGUCGGAUUUAAAAAAGUGUUUAAGUUUGUUGGAUUCAAAUUUACUGUCAGAAAGGAUAAGACUGAAAAGUUAGAACCUGUUCAGCUAUUGAAUGUAAAAGCAGAUGAUACAGAAGUCACAGCAGAUGCAGCUGGAGACUGUAAAAAAGUCAAAAUGGAGAUGGUAGAGGAAGCAGUACAAGAUGAGGUGUCUCAUCCUGUAGAAAAGACUGAACAACAAACUCAAACUGAGCAGUUGAAGGAAGAAGCUUCUUCUGAAAAUAUAAAAGAAAGUUCUGUGGAACCAACUGAACGAAGCAAAGAGGCAGAAGUUAAAAGUGAUGGUAGCAAGUUGGUAGAGUCUCCAACAAGUCCAUUAGCUAAUGAAACAGCCUCACCCCUAAGAAAGUUCUUUACUCAGGGAUGGGCUGGCUUUAGGAAAAAGACAAGCUUCAGGAAGCCGAAAGAAGAUGACCAGCCUGUUGAGACAGAAAAACAAGACCAAGAGAAAGAAAUGGCAGAAGAAGAAAAUGCUAUUGAAGAAGAACUGGAAAAAGAAAAAACAGUCCCAGAAAAGGAUGGGGCAGAAAUUUCAGUAGAACCCUCAGAUGAGGCAGUGAAAAAAGAAAGAGAGGAAAGAGAAGAAGCAAAAAUGAGGGACGUCUCAACAGAAACACACCAAGAACAACCCAUUACUCCACCAUCACAAGAGUCUGUAAAAAGUGUAAACAAUGAAUCUGAGAUAUGUUUGACUGAGAAGAUUGGUCUGGCCUACAAGGAAAAAUCAGAACCAAUGCAAGAAUGUCUACCAUCCCUAGAGCAAAGCACUCCUGCAUUGUCUGAGAAAAAACAUGCUGCUCCCCUGGCAAAAGAAGUACUUGAGGAAAAAUUAGACACAUGUGAACCAGCUUCUCCACUGGCAAUGGCAAAGACUGAAGAAGAUUUUGAAAUACUUGAAGACAAACUUGAACCAAAAGCUCCUCUGGCAACUGAAAGUUUUGAUGAAAUACCCUCAGAGUUUAACAAUGAUAUUAGCACCAUUGUGAAGGGGGAAGAGGUAAAAACAAAUGAAAAAGAAGAAUUAAUUCAUGAACAAUUAGUUGAGACAGAUGCUCAAAUUUUAAAAGGACAAUCUGCUGAUGAACAGUUAAAAAUAAAAGAAACUAUACCUGUAGCAACGAAUGAACAGAUUAAUCAAACUGAACCAAGCAGUGGAGAUGCAGCAACAUCUAAACCUCCAGACGGCAUCACAAAUGAAGCUGAAAUGCUUUCAUCCCAAGAAAGAACUAAGAUACAUGGCAGCCCCUUAAAGAAGCUUUUUACAAGUACUAGCUUAAAGAAGUUGUCAGGAAAGAAACAUAAAGUAAAAAGAGAAGAAUCUAAGUCAGGGGAAUCAGUGGAACAAACACAAUUGUCUGAUUCUGCAGAAAGUCCUGAAGAACAAAAGGGAGAAAGUUCUGCCUCUUCUCCUGAAGAGACAAUAGAGCUGUCUUCUGUAGAAAAAGUUACAGAUGUAGUACAGGUCACUGAAACUGAAGAAGGUGUUACUUCAGAUAUGGAGAAGAAAAGAGAAAGUGUUACUCCUUGGGCAUCGUUUAAAAAGAUGGUGACCCCUAAGAAACGGGUCAGGAGACUUUCUGAAAGUGACAAAGAAGAAGAACUUGAGAAGGCCAAGAGUGCUACUUCAACUGAAAGCGCUCCUUGUGAAGAACAGGAAGAUAAUAAAGAAAAUAGUGAGGAGCAGAAGUUAGAAAAAAGUAUAGAUGAGCCCAAGAGAAAGGUUGAUACUUCUGUAUCAUGGGAAGCCUUAAUUUGUGUAGGUUCAUCUAAGAAAAGAGCUGGAAAAUCAUCAUCUUCUGAUGAAGAAGUAGGACAAAGACUUGCUCAAGAAGGGCAAAAAAUAGAUGAAAGUGGAGCAUAUAAAGAAACAGCCCCAGACAUGACCUUUACUAGCUCCCAGGAAAGUGAUCAAGGACAAGGAAAUUCCUCGCCAGAACAAGCUGGAAGUCCAUCUGAAAGUGAAGGAGUUUCAACAUGGGAGUCCUUUAAAAGGCUAGUAACUCCAAGAAGAAAAUCCAAAACAAAGAUGGAAGACAGAACUGAAGAGGUGGCCACAGUUCCAAGUUCAGAACAUUCUGCAUCAGAUGGAGAUUCUGGAAAAGAAGAAUCCUGGGUUUCAUUUAAAAAAUUAAUGCCUGGUCGCAGGAAGAAAAAGUCAGAUGGAAUACCAGAGCAUGCUCCUGUUGAGGAAGUGGGAGAAGAAAUUACAGAAAACAAUGAAGAAGAUUAUGAUGUUCCAGCUGUUGUUCCUUUAUCAGAGUAUGAAGCGGCUGAACAAGAGAAAUUUGAAGCACAAAAGGCAAAAGAGGAUGAUGUAACUAAGAAGAGAACUUUGGAUGAGAGAAUUGAAAAGUCAAAAGAUGCUUUAGUGGAUGCACAGUCCAGUGAAGGACUAGUUCACGCAGUUACUGUCACAGUGGUUGAAGGGGAAAGAGCAGUUACAAGUAUUGAAGAAAGGUCUCCAUCUUGGAUAUCUGCUGCUGUGGCAGAGUCCAUUGAACAUGCAGAUGAAGACAAAGAGAAACAACCUGAGCAAACUUCUGAAACUGGAAUUGGAGAAGAUAUAGCAGUAGUUACUAAACACAUGCCAGAAAUUAGAAAGGACAUUAGUGGUGACACAAUAAUCAGUGAACUGGAGUUGACCCCAGAAGCAAUUACAGCUCGAGAAGAAGCUUCAGGUGUUGAAGAAGUAACUGAAGUUUCCUGUGCUGAAGAGACAACUGAAAUGGUUUCAGCAGUUUCAAGAUUAAGUGAGUCUCCUGAUACAACAGAAGUAGCUACACCUGUUCAGGAAGUAGAAGCUCAGCAAAAUCUAGAAGAAUUAAAUAAGCAAACCCAGGAAGUUCUACAAGAAGUUGCUGAAAGAGUUAAAUUAUCUGAUGAAGCACAACUGGUUAGUGAAAAAGUGUCUGAAAUAGCCAUUCAGUCAACAUCAGUAGAAAAAAGCAGGCAAGAAAUUACCGUCAUCGUGUUUCCAGAAUCUAAAUUGGCCGACUCACCCUUAAAGGUAGAAGAUCUUGAGAAGAUUAGUAUCCACAUUAAUGAAGGCACAGAAAGUGAUCACACUCAAGGUGAAGUUAAAGGAAGUCGUUUGAAGGAAAUGUUGGAGAAUAGUAAAGACUCAUGUGCUGAGGGAAAAGAAAGAACAGAAAAAAGUGUGCAUUUAGAUGUGGCUGAUGCAAGUGAAACUGAACAAGAAAGACAUGAAGAAGUCAUGAACGAACAGACAACUGAAGAAAAAUCUGAAGAGGAAGAUUUUGUCUUUGUUACAGUACCUGCUGGUGAAGAGCCAGAAAUAAAAAUUGGUGAGACUGUUGGAAAGCAACAACAUCUUUCUUUAGAAGCAGUUUUGGAGGAAUGUGGAACUAUUGCAGUAGAGGAAGUGACCGUGAAUUUAGAAGCAGCAGCUCAAGGUGAGGUCACUGAAGAUGGUGUUACAGAAGUGGAUGAAUCAAUGAAAGGAAUAAAUGAAGAGAAGACUGAAUUCUCCUAUAAUCUUAUGCAAAUGGUGAUUGUACCUGGCCUGGAGUCAAAAAAUGCAGAAAUAAGUGCAGCUGAGGUAAAGAAGGCUGCUAUGCUGAAUGAUGUAAAAGAUUCUGAGCAGUUUAUACAACCCACAAGACCUGAAGAACUAGUGCCUGAAGUACCAAUCCAGAGCCAGGCUGUUGAUAUUCCAGUGCAGAAUGUAGUAAAUGAAGUGAAUGCUCUGGAUAUCACCAAAGAUGUUACAAUUGGCUUAGAAACUAAAAGGACAGAGAAAGUUGCAUCUGGGGCCUACUUGCAGAACAAGGACACUGAGGCCCUUUUACACAAUGUGCCAACUCAAACUCCUGUGCAGAAAAUGGAACCUGAUAUCCAUCUUGAGAAAGUAGAAGUGGAGAUCCCCGUAGAAAAUAUGAAACCUAAGCCUCAUCUGUUGAAUACUGAGACAAAGAUCCAUGUAGACACUGUGGAAACAGGGAUAUCCAUUAGAAAGAUGGAAGUCGAGGUCCACCAGCAGGAUGCAGAGAUUGAGGCCCUUAUACAAAAGGUAGAAACAGAGAGCCAUAAAGAAGUGGAAAAGGAGCCAUACCUACCAAAUGUGGAAGCUGAGGUCCUGGCAGAGAAGACUGAUGUAAUGGUGGAAGCGGAACUUUCCACAGAGAAGGCAAAAGCAGAAAUUCCUACAGAAAAAGCAACAAUUCUGACAGAGGAGGCAGAAGCAGAGGUUCCUGUAGAAAAGGCAUGUGGAAAAAUGCAUUUGGAGGCUUCUGCAGAGAAAAUAGAUACAGACGUGGAAGUGGGGUCCCCAGCAGAAAAGACUGAUGUAAAGGUGGAUGUGGAUGCCUCCAUAGCAAAAGUAGUUGAGGCUUCUGUAGAGAAAGAGGCAACACCGUUCCAUAUAGAAGAGGUGGAAUCAGAGGUUGCCAAGAAAGUUGAAAUGAAGGUUCCUGUACAAAAGGUGGAUGUGAAAGACCUCACAGAAGAUACAAAAGUGGAAGAUACAAAAGUCAACACAGAAGAAGCAAAAGUAGGCAUUCCUUCAGUAAUGGUGGAGGCAGUAGUGAAUACAAAGGCCCUCACAGAGAACAUAGAUGUGGAGGCCCUUGCAGAGCAGUCAGAAGAAGCAGUGGAAGGAAAAGCUGCUGCCAAGUUAGCAAAGCAGAAGGAGAUUCUGCAGAAGGUGGAGGCGGAGGACAAGUUUCAAUCUGAGAUAGACGAUACUAUGAAUUCCAUAAUUUCAGUUGAAGUUCCAGUUUGUGCAGAUUUACCGCAAGCAACUGUGACUGGUGACAUAAGUAGAGUUACAGUGCAAAGUGGGAUGCAAGAUACCGCCAGUUCCUUUCAAGUAGAAUAUUUGGAUUCCGUUGGAUCUGAGGGUCCUUUUAAGGGUGAGGUUAAAAGUGCUGGUCUUGCCUUUGAACUAACAUCAACUGAGCAAGCAGUAAUUGACGAACCUGUGGAAAGGGGGGAAAUCAAAGUUUUAACCUAUAAACAAGAUGCUGUUUUCAUACAGAAUUACCCAGCAGAUGGCAAGCUUACUUUAGAAUCUCAACACGUAGAAGAAAUUUCUCCCCAAACAAAUAAGCUAGGGGAUGUCACACUUGCCUUUGAAUCAAAAUGCACAGAAGAAAUUGUAACUGAGACCCCUAUGCAGAAAGAAAAGUUUAUACCCUUUAUGGAGAUUGAAGGAGAAGAAUCAAAGAGCAUGGAUAGUGCUGCAUCUGAAGUCCUUAUGCAAAGUGAAAAGGAAAAUUCACUUGCUUUGAAAUCAAAUUUCACAGAGGAUGAGUUAACUGAAGAUGCUGUGGAAAAUAAGCUUGAAAACACAGAACUAGCAAUUGAAUCCAAACACACAAAAGGAGUAAUUAAGGCUGCAGCAAAGACUGAAGUAGAAGGAGAAACCUUCGUCUCAGGGAGAGUUUCAGAAAGCUCUAAGAAAAUAAAAGUACGAUCACAGAAGUGCGUAACAGUGGAAACAGACAAAUCAACUGAAAGCACUGAACAAGCUGCUAGUGGUGAUGUACUUUAUGCAGCUCCAAUGCAGCAAUGUCCCAAGCAACAGGAGGGUGUCACUACUGACAUUCCUGAAAUGCAAAGCUAUGAAGCUUCUAAGUCCUCUGUGCCAGUAACAGCUGCAGCAGUUGAAGAGCAGGUCAUUGAGGAAAGUGUUACUGUCACAGAAGGAUCAGCGGAAACGUUGCAGUCUUUCUUAGAAGAGUCCAAAGAAACUGCAUUCAAAAUGGUACAGCAAGUGACCUUUGCUCACUCGGGUCUGAGGGCUCCAGGUUCUGAUACUGAAGUUGUGUCAUGGACUGAGAAGACAAAAUCAGCAGCUGAGAAGCCAAUUUUGCCAGCUGAUGAUGUGAUCCAAACACACGUAUUGGAUUGCCUCCCCAAAAUGAAAUCAGCGCUCAGUCAAGAUACUGAAAAACAGGUUCUGUCUCCAGAAAGAAGCCCCUCUUUGACACAUAUAGAAUUACAAAAAGAUGGUGUUCAGCAUGUGACUAUAGAGUCUCAGAGUACCAAAAUUGUGCUUAAAAUAAUUCAGAAUGCCGUUGAUAAACUGGAGAAAACAGAAGAUACCGCAUCUGCGUCAAGUCUAGUGUGUGAAAAUAAAUCUCAAAUUCGGGAAAGCAUACACACUGAUCAGCAGCUGGUUCCUACAAACCUGGAGGAACAAGAGACCCUCACAACAGAAGAAAAUGUGCCUUUAACUUGUGACAUGUCUGAAGAUGGAGGAAGUUGGGACGCUAAAAGGGCAGAUACUGAUCGAGAAGCAGUGAAACACAUGUCACGGUCAGAUGAACAUUUGGGCACUGUGACAACACUAGUGCAAGGUCAUGGAGCCAUGAAUGAAACCGGGGAAAAGAUUACCGAAGAGCUGGGCUUGCAGAAAGAAAAUGGUGAAAUAAAGCUUGAAUCUGAAGUGGAUGCUGCUGUUCCAGCAGAGACUGAGAGAAUGACAGUGGAAGGUAUUGUCUCAGGAGAUCUACCCAAAGAGUCACUUGACAUAGACCAACCAAAGCUAAAGGGUGUAGAAGCUGGAGAGAUUGUUCAAAUGCAAGAACACUUUAUAGAGCAGCGAGCACAUGCAAAAAGGAAAGAAGACCAGUCAAUAGGACUUGGGGAGACACACACAGAGGAAGGUGUAAAUAACCAAGACUACACAUCCUGUGAGAGUCUACUGUUAAAAUCAGAGCUCACUGAAUCCUGAAGUUUAAAUUGUCUGAAAGCUGCAUCUUAUACUUGGAGGGACCAGUAUAUGAAGAAGGCAGGGGAAGAGAAUGGAUUCCACAUUACUGGGCUGAAGACCAAUACUUUGGAAUAGUGAUACUAGUCCUUUGCUUUCCAAUGUCAUUCUGAGAAGGCAUCUGACAAUCCUGAGGCACCAUCAGGAGCUCAAGGCCUCUUCUUUUCCUUUGAUUGUUAACACUG
This is a messenger RNA of Euleptes europaea (tarantolino), 7403 nucleotides long. RefSeq names its product A-kinase anchoring protein 12 (gene AKAP12). Bases 1 to 7182 code for a protein of 2393 amino acids. Gene Ontology annotation, molecular function: calmodulin binding; protein kinase A binding. The record is from RefSeq and is a predicted model, not a curated record. Gene Ontology annotation, cellular component: cytoplasm. The transcript is spliced from 4 exons. Gene Ontology annotation, biological process: regulation of protein kinase C signaling; signal transduction. Lineage: Eukaryota; Metazoa; Chordata; Lepidosauria; Squamata; Sphaerodactylidae.